AAUCGUGCUCGUGUGGAGGCUGGCGAGUGGAAGCAUAAGUUCAGUUACGACAUCACAGCGGACAUGUUGUGUUGGCAUAUCACGGAUCUCUCGCAGGUUUACACGCACCUGCUCUACAAAUGUGACCCGGCCGGGUAUUUCUGCGGGUUCAGGGCCACGAGCGUCGGGGCCAAACACACGGAGGCCAACAGCUACCUGGAGAAGAAGCUGAAGAAACAGCCUGAGCUGACGUUCAGCAGGACUGUAGAGAUGGCGAUCUCGUGUUUGUCUACUGUGCUUUCCAUGGACUUCAAAAGCACUGAGCUGGAAGUGGCUGUUGUGACCAAGGAAAACCCUAAAUUCAGGACUCUGACAGAAAAAGAGAUCGAGGAUCAUCUGAUAGCGAUAUCAGAGAGAGAAUAACCUUCAGGUUUCCACGUUUUUAUAGAAUCCACUGAAAUGAAGCGCCUUCAUCUGGUGUUUGCUCGUUUCUCAGCUCAUAGUUUUACACUGAAUUUGAUACAGAUUGUAUGUCACUUGGUGAAAGACAAACUCUCAGUAUGUAAGUCAGCAGACAGUCAAAUAAUUCUCAAAUAAACAUGGUUUUGUCAGUCUAAAA
Molecule: messenger RNA, 598 nt
Organism: Megalobrama amblycephala (Wuchang bream)
Lineage: Eukaryota; Metazoa; Chordata; Actinopteri; Cypriniformes; Xenocyprididae
Product: proteasome subunit alpha type-6-like
Exons: 3
Cellular component (GO): proteasome core complex, alpha-subunit complex; proteasome core complex; nucleus
Source: RefSeq, a predicted model, not a curated record